Molecule: messenger RNA, 1005 nt
Organism: Ziziphus jujuba (common jujube)
Lineage: Eukaryota; Viridiplantae; Streptophyta; Magnoliopsida; Rosales; Rhamnaceae
Product: style cell-cycle inhibitor 1-A
Exons: 4
Coding region: 1-381 (126 amino acids)
Source: RefSeq, a predicted model, not a curated record
AUGAAAAAGUUGAUUGCUUUGGUUCUGUUUCAAAUUAUGGGGAGCGAUAGGAAAUACGAGAAGAAGAAUAGGAAGAGAAGCUCUUCUUCAGCCUCCGAAGAAGAAGAUGAGGGCAGAAGCAAGAGGCAGAAAAGAAGGGUAGAAGACGAGGAGAGGAAACACAGGAGUGGUAAGAAAGACAAGGAAAGCUCUCAUAAGCACUCCAAAAGACGUCUUGCCCGUAAAGAGAAGAAAUCAGAGGAUAAGCAGAAAGAUAAACAUCGCAAGGGUGAUGGACACUUGAAUUACAACUUCCACGAGCUGUCCAAUGAUGACUAUUUCUCAAAGAACAAUGAGUUUGCCACAUGGCUGAAAGAAGAAAAAGAUGUGAUUUUUUUCUGACUUAUCAUCAGAGUCUGCCCGAGAAAUGUUUUCUGACUUUGUCAAGGCUUGGAACAACCAAACACUUGAAUCCCAAUAUUAUGAAGGCAUUGUAAGCGGACCCAGGAGUGCUCAUAAGUGGAAAUUCAAACCAUGAAAGGCUGCAGCUUGUGAUCACUUUUGUUUUGCUUAUGGUUUUGUAUUUAGUGUACUUUUGGUCUAUUUAAUGUUACUUUCGUUCUAAUUAGUGUACUAUCUUUUGGUAUCUUCAAUUCAUAAGAGAAAAUCAAAAUCUCAAACAAUGAACGAUACUUCUUAUUGAAUUAGUAAUAUUGACUAGUAUAUUCAAGUAGUGUCUGACAUAGAAUGGCUGCUUUUCAACAUGGUAGACACUUUAUCAGCUUCCGAAAUGGCGAGAGGAUAAGAUCAAGGCAAGGGAAAUUUUGCAACGUCUAAAUCAUCUUCACCUUCAUAGCACAAGGUGAAAAGGAGAAAUCAACGCAGUGGUUCUUCUAGAGAAAAUCAGUUAUAUAUACUGGAGGAUAGAGGUGCAUCAUGUAUCUGCAAGAAAUCAAAAUUUCAUUUUAAGUGUAAGCAAAGAUUUUCGCUGAAUACAAUCAAAUGCAAUGCUUUUGAUUCUACAUA